Pteronotus mesoamericanus is the source of this 2951-nucleotide messenger RNA. It is a transcript of the gene THAP5, whose product is annotated as THAP domain containing 5. Lineage: Eukaryota; Metazoa; Chordata; Mammalia; Chiroptera; Mormoopidae. The coding region runs from base 110 to 1297 and encodes 395 amino acids. The record is from RefSeq and is a predicted model, not a curated record. Gene Ontology annotation, cellular component: nucleus. The transcript has 3 exons.
UCCUAGCGCAGGCGCAGUGGCGCGGCGGCCUAGACGUGCGGCCCCGCCCCAGCCAGGAGGGACCUCCGGUCCGCAGCUGGCUUGGGUCACCCCGGCCCACUCCGGAGCGAUGCCUCGCUAUUGCGCAGCUAUUUGCUGCAAGAACCGCCGGGGACGAAACAAUAAAGACCGGAAGCUGAGUUUUUACCCGUUUCCUCUACAUGACAAAGAAAGACUUGAAAAAUGGUUAAAGAAUAUGAAACGUGAUUCAUGGAUGCCCAGUAAAUACCAGUUCCUGUGUAGUGACCAUUUCACUCCUGACUCGCUUGACAUCAGAUGGGGAAUUCGAUACUUGAAGCAAACUGCAAUUCCGACAAUAUUUUCUUUGCCUGAAGAUAAUCAGGAAAAAGACUCUUCUGAAAAGGACUGUCCGAAGAAAAAAAUAGGUGAUGAGAAAGAAGUGUGCCUGAAAGCCAAGUCACAAGAAUCAUUUGUAUCAAAAGAGCCAGAGAAAAGGACAGUGAACACAGCUGUCCCUCCUAAACAAGCAGAAUCACUCCCUUCCCCUGCACUGGCGAAGCCACCAGCUCCCAACACAGGGAGUGUGCAUAAUAACAUAGUCAUUCUUACUCUAGUUAAUCAAGACACUGGAAAACCUGAAUCGACCUUGGAAACGUCAAUAAACCAAGACAUAGGUAUGGGUGGGUUUCACACAUCUUUUGAGAAUCUAAAUUCUACAGCUGUUACUUUGACAGCCUCAAAUUCAGAAGGUAUUCAGCGACCUUUGGAAACCCAAGAAGUGUUUGAAAUAACUACGAGUCAUCUUGCUCAUCCAGACGUCACAAAUAAUUCCAUAGAAAUUAAGACAGCACAGGAAAAUCCAUUCUUACUCAGCACAAUUACUCAAACAGUUGAAGAAUUAAACACAAAUGAGGAAUCCGUUAUUGCCAUUUUUGUACCCACAGAAAAUUCCAAACCUACAAUUAAUUCUUUUAUACCUGCCCAGAAAGAAACCGUGGAAAUGGAAGAUGUAGGCGUCGACGACUCCUUAUAUAAGGAUUUAGACUACGAGACAGAAGUUUUACAAAUUGAGCAUUCUUACUGUAGACAAGAUAUAAAUAAGGAACAUCUUUGGCAGAAAGUCUCUAAACUACAUUCAAAGAUAACUCUUCUUGAGCUACAAGAACAACAAACUCUAGGGAGAUUGAAGUCUUUGGAAGCUCUCAUAAGGCAGCUGAAACAGGAGAACUGGCUCUCUGAAGAAAAUGUCAAGAUUAUAGAAAACCAUUUCACAACGUACGAAGUUACUAUGAUAUAAAGAGGUCUCAAAGCUAUGACUUUUAUAUAAGCAUUCUGCAGCCAAACCAAAUUAUAUGUAAAGUGAACUUAUUCCUGCAUGAAGUUCUCAUCAUAAUGAAGCUAGGAGAGUGCUCUAAUGUUAUGAACUGCAUCCGGAUCUUGAAAUACUCAUUCUGGGGAAAAACUAGAGUGUAAUAAGGUUUUAUUACUUGGCAAUUGAAAAUAUAGUUAAUAUGAUUUUGUCAUAAAAUGAGAGAACACAAAUAUAGUAAAAAGGGCCCAGAAUAAAAGUCAGACUCAGGAAUAACCCUGGUUCUACCAUCGGCAUAUGAUUUAGGCAAGAUACUUAUCAAGAUUAAGCCUCAGUCUCUUAAUCUGUAAAAUGAGGGCACUUAACUAGAUCUAAAAUGCAGUCUGUUUAUAGUCUGUUCCCUUCCUAGUCAGAUACUUUUAAUAAAACAACUUUUCUAUAAGGUAAUCUGUACAUACAUAAUACUGGGUAUUGGCUAGAAUUUGAUUUUAUUAGCUGUUGGAUUAUCCUCAAUAUUUAUUGAAUGCGGUGUUGUUUGACCUUUUGGCUAAUGUUAAUAACAAAGGAGGAUACUCCUUUUGUAAUUUUAUUCCAGUUGAACCUAAAAUAAGAAAGCACCCAUUAGCCCAGUUCUUAGGAGAGGUACUUUAUACUUAAAAGAAUAUGUAUUUCGGUACCAUAUGUGUGGCUUACCAUCAUAAUGAAACAUAGUCAUUUAAGCUUCUUAACACCCUAUAUUUAAGAUUAUAAUUUAUAAACCAAAAAUUUUAAUGAGGCUAAUUUUUUAAAUAUAUAUAUUACUAUAUUUUAAAAAUCAUACUUUGUAUCUUAUAUGUGUAGCUUUUUAAAAUGUGUGCAUGUGUCAUUUUUAAAUCCAGAAUAAGAAUAAUACUUAAUACUAUACAUUCCCACUUAAGUAUAUUUUAUUAAAAUUUAUAUUCAAGAAAUUAUAGAUAUGUAGUGAUGGCCUUCAACAGACAAAUAGGACAAAGAAGUGAUGGUGAUGUAAACAAGAAAUGCUGCAUAUAUCCAUACGAAUUUAAGAAAAAAUAUAAAAGCAAAGCCUUAGUGGUAACAGCAAAAAUGUGAAAAAUAGAUGAUCGCUUAAAAUUGGAAGUUAAUGUAAUUAACUAUGUUACUGUUUAUGAUAUUGAGCAAGUUCCUGUCAAUCUGAUUCUUAGUUUUCUUUUAAAUGAAAAGUGCUAUUUAUCUUGAAGGAUGAUUUUUAUAAUUCUGUUAGGUAACAAUUAUGUUUUUAGUCCUGGAAAAUAGGAGGAGCUCAGUAAAUAUUAGUUGACUGCACAGCAAAUAGUACUAACUAUAAAUGCAUGUGAUUAUUUUUUACUAUAUUUCACUUAGUUUUUUCAGGCUAAUAAAAUUAAUUUACAUUAUAUGACUAUAAGUCAACUAAUUACCAAAACUUGAUUAGAGGUGUCUUUAUUGGGUGACCAUGUUGAGGGGGAGACAUAAAUUACAUAAAUUAUGAUAAUUGGUAGGGUUAAUGUGAUUUUUAAGUAUUUCCGUGUUCCAUUUUGCUAAUACUUUAAAACUAACAUGAAGAUGGCCUUGAUAAGUCACUAAAAGUGUUGCAACUCAGUUUUUAAUUGUAUACCUUGUAAUUAUUUUCUUGUUUAAAAUUAUU